AUGGCGACUCCUCCUCCUCCGGUGAAUCUCUGGACGGUCUUAUCGGAAUCGAAACGUAUAAUCAACGCUCACUCACGCCACUUCCUCGCUCUCUCCGUCCUCUUUCUUCUUCCCAACUCCUUCUGCAUCGCACUCUACCCCUCCGUCUCCCGCCUCAUCACUGAUCAACAACGUCCACGCGUCACUCCCGAUUUCAAGACUGUUAUUCUGCUUUCGAUUGCUUACCUCGUGGUCGUCACUGUCUUCAAUCUCUUAGCUAUUGGAUCAAUCGCUCAUAGCAUCUUCCAAGGAUUCUAUGGAAGACCUGUGAAGUUGAUGUCAGCAGUGAAAUCGAGCUUAUCUUCUUUUUUACCUCUUCUCGCUACUCUCAUUUCUGUCAAUUCCAUCGUUUUUGGGAUCUUUUUUAUUCUUGCAUUUGCUGCCUUCUUGCUCAAGACUCUAAUCGAGAUCAUCAUCCCAGGUCUCGAAAUCAGUUUCCUAGUUUUCGCAGUGAUCAUCGCAAUUGUAGUCAUGCUCAAGUUCCAGGUCGAUUGGAUUCUUUCUUGUGUCAUCGUUGUUGUUGAAUCAGUUUGGGGUUUAAAGGCAUUGAAGAGAAGCAAAAGCUUGACCAAAGGAAUGAGAAGAGUUUCUUUCUCUAUUCUCUUCUUCUUCGCUGCAACAUCAUUGCCUAUAGGCUGGAUAAGCACAACUGCAGCUUCUAUUCCGAUUGAAGAUGGGAGAUUGUUGACAAUUGUUUUCUUCGUGCUUCAGAUCGUGAUCGUGUCUGCGUUUCAAACGUUUAUAAUGAUGUAUAAUGUUGCUGCAACCACCGUGAUGUAUAUGUAUUGCAAAGAUUUUCACGGCGAGGUUGGAAAAUACGUGAGCUUGCCUUUUGAUGAUGAUGAUGGUAAACCUCUUCAUCACUUGGCUUACAACAACGUCUGA
Molecule: messenger RNA, 924 nt
Organism: Arabis nemorensis
Lineage: Eukaryota; Viridiplantae; Streptophyta; Magnoliopsida; Brassicales; Brassicaceae
Source: the annotation of a GenBank genome assembly